AUGCAGGUGGUUUUGAGAAAGGGGCGAGACGGCGAUUGGGUGGCCAUAGAGUCUGCCGUGCGAGUGCUGGUCUUGCUAAAUGAGGUGGCGUCGGUGUUUCUGGUCGCGUGGGUGCAGAGCGAUCUGGAUGAGAGCCUCGUUAAGGAUAUCGCCCUUUCUUCGGGACUUACCGGCCCAUCGGGCCGCGACACGUCCGGUCCAUCAGCAACGGUAGCAGCGAAUGCUACUGGCAUCCCCGAGCACCGGCUGCUGUUUUGUUCCUCCCACAUCGGCCAGGUGGCCGUGGUGCGGCAGCUAACUCCUAGCCUGCACAUUGGAGGUCCAAUCGCGCUACUGGAGGGCAUCUGCCGCUUCGUGCCUUCCCUCUUGCGCAUCGACCCUAGCGCGGUCGAACCCCCUCCCGAAGCGACCGCGUCGCCAGCCGCCCCGCCCGAGAAGGAAACCGGUAGAAGGGACGGGGGCUACGCCUUGGAAUGGAGAGAGUUCAGGUCGUUGGCAGCGGCGGCCGGGUUGGAAUCAGCGACGGGCGGAGAAGCGCAGGGCGCCGGCUCCAGCGCGAGUUGUAGCUCGGGCGCCAAACAACCGGACAUCGCUGCGAUGGCGGGAGGCCCUUGUGAGCAAGGGGCGGCCGAUGACACGGAGAAGAAGCCGGGGGUUGUACCGGAGCCCUCCUCGGCACGUGGGUCGAAACCAUCAGACGUUGAGGGUGUUGGCGAGACAUUUCCCCCCUUGCCAACGAGCCCUCCGGCGGUCUCAUAGCUACUAUUUCGGGCCAGUUUUUACCGGGGGCGAGUCCCGUGCCGAAAGGCAAUGGGGGUGUGCUGAGCGAUGUCGUGUUGCCAGUUGCGCCUGAGAUAGGAAGGCCUUGGACCGGUGGGGUAUGGCUGAGCAAGUGCUGUGGGCACUCGGCUACCUGUAAUUUGUAAUUUGUACAGUGACUUGUGAAUGCAUGGCCUCGUUGGCGCGUGCACUCACACUCCGUGUUUGUUCUCUGUUUUACAGUAAAUCAGUCGCCCGACGUUGGGGGGCGGAGGAGGUUGCUUUUUUUGGCGUAUCAGUACAUCGUUAUGCACUGGGUUGGACACUGAAAGCAUCGGGGGUUGAGGUAACGUAUUGCCUCAACAGGUGGUUGAUGGCUGCACGCCUCUUGUGGUGUAGAUAUUUUCUUGUUCCGAAGACUGUAGCGAUUGUUUCCUUACAGCUUCGAGACGUUGUGUGGUGGCAGGCAUGCCUGAUUGCGUGGCGUCGAUUGUGAAACGGUGCUUAACACGUCAUGCGUUUUGUGACAAGCCGGAAUCAGUUGGUUGUUCGGUCCGAACAUUUGUCGACGUUAUUGGCUCCGUUGGAUAUUGUAGCACGGGUGUACAUACGUGGUACGAAAGCAUGUCUUGCCUGCAACUAAUGGUUUGGCCACUGUGUUCCAAGUGACGCCGCUUUUUUCCCUGCGGUUAUUUAGUCAGGCCGACGUCUUUGGCACGAUCUUUUGUCAUGGGCCACACCCUGGCAGACCUAUUGCGUAUGAUCUCUCUUCAAGUGUUACCCUUCACCUUGACAGUGCAACGGCCGAGUCAUUUGCUUAGCGCUUGCUCGAGAUUGCACUCCCUCACGACAGGAAGGGUUGAGAAAAGACGCCCUGGGUGGUAGUUCUGCGCAUAUGGAGUCAACGAGUAGUCUAGUCCGCACGCCUAAACAGCCCGAAGGAAAAUCGUCCGGACCCACCGGUCCAGUCCCAACGAAAAACGACUUGUGCCACGCGAAAACUCGCACAGCAAGCCCCAAGAGAAAAAAAGUAACCAGAAAAAAAUAAUAUCGCCGCGACACAAUACGUGGCACUGCUUCAAUUACGAAGAUGAACGUUGCUUCCAACGCGCCACAGGGCACCAGUGCGCACGAAAAUAACAUCCAAGUCGGUGCAUAAAAAUGAAACUUGACCAAGAAAAGCCGAAGAAAAACAACUGCUGUCGCAUGGUGUGUUGUCGGCGGAACGUGGUGUCAAGGGCUAAAUUUACGACCUGACAGGACUGACUAUAGAAAACACUUUGAACAACCCACGGUUAUAUGUGUGUACGUACAUCGUGUGAAGGAGGUCGAGGCCGGGGAGGCCACCGCAGGCAAUCUCGGAAGGAGUUCAAGAGCAACAUGGCGUUUCUGGCUGCGGUUACAAGCAGCAAUUCCGACACAGAACAAACGUUCCGUCCCAAC
Messenger RNA from Ectocarpus siliculosus, 2202 nucleotides. The record is from the annotation of a GenBank genome assembly. Lineage: Eukaryota; Phaeophyceae; Ectocarpales; Ectocarpaceae.